GACUCGUCUCCUUUCCUACUCACUCUCUUCAAGAUAUUGAGUCGUUAAACUUCCGCCAAUAAGCCACUGGGGUUUUGGCAUCCUCAAGGUUCCUCGGGCAAGCAAGUCUUCCAUCAGUGCAGGGGUAUCGACAGACUAAGGUUGUGGACUCACAUGGGCAAGAUGGAUAGGCGAUAAAUAAGACAUCAACUUCAGAGGUAAGGUACACGUUGAUUUCGUUAUGACAAGCUGCUGUGCAGAAGAUGUCCACGCUGUCUGUGACUGAUAUCCCAGAUGUUGGUCAUGAUGAGAGUAAGGUGUUUGAUGGGGCCUCUGAGCUGCAGCUGGACUGCAUAGUUGAGGAGAGCAGUGGAAGCACCACAAUGAAGCAUGACGGCCUGCUGUCGCUGGCUGACCUCUCUCACACAGAUGACUUCCCAGUCCCCCCCCAUAAUGGCCCUUCACUGACUGAGAUGAGCAGCCCUCUGCCAAUAGAGCCGAGUGACAUUAAGCUGGAUCCAGCUGCAGGUGACACAUCUGCCAGCACAGAUGGUCAGCCGGUGAAGAGAAAGAAGGGGCCUGCUCCGAAGAUGCUUGGCAAUGAGGUGUGCAGUGUAUGUGGGGACAAGGCCUCUGGUUUCCAUUACAAUGUGUUGAGCUGUGAGGGCUGCAAGGGCUUCUUUCGACGCAGCGUCAUUAAAAGUGCCCAGUACUCCUGUAAGAACAACGGUCGCUGUGAAAUGGACAUGUACAUGCGCCGCAAGUGCCAGCAGUGCCGCCUGCGCAAGUGUCGGGAGGCAGGCAUGCUGGAGCAGUGUGUGCUCUCUGAGGAACAAAUCAGACUGAAGAAGAUGAAGAAGCAGCACGAGGAGGAAACAGCCCGCACGUCCACGGUGGUCACCCCCACCCCUCUACAGGAAGCAGCCGCACUGGAUCCGCAGCAGCAGGAGAUGAUUGAGAAGCUGGUGGCCAUGCAGAAGCAAUGCAACAAGAGGUCUUUCCUUGACCGACCAAAAGUGACACCGUGGCCACAGAGUCAGGACUUGCAGAAUCGGGAGGUGCGUCAGCAGAGAUUCGCCCACUUCACUGAGCUAGCAAUCAUGUCAGUCCAGGAGAUUGUGGAUUUUGCUAAGCAGCUUCCUGGUUUCCUGGAGCUCACAAGAGAGGACCAGAUCGCUCUACUGAAGACAUCUACCAUUGAGAUUAUGCUGCUGGAGACAUCUCGGCGAUACAAUCCUGCUAUUGAUAGCAUUACAUUUCUGAAAGAUUUCAGCUACAAUAAGGAGGAUUUCGCCAAAGCAGGGCUUCAGUUUGAGUUCAUUAACCCCAUCUUUGAGUUCUCAAAAGGAAUGAACGACCUGCGUCUCGACGAGGCCGAAUAUGCCCUGCUCAUCGCCAUCAACAUCUUCUCUGCAGAUCGGCCAAAUGUUCAGGAUCACGAUCUGGUGGAGAGGCUGCAGCAACCCUAUGUGGACGCACUGCGCUCUUACAUCAUGAUAAAGAGACCAAAUGAUCACUUGAUGUUUCCCCGUAUGCUGAUGAAGCUGGUGAGCCUUCGUACACUAAGUAGUGUCCACUCGGAGCAGGUUUUUGCCCUUCGCCUCCAGGACAAGAAGCUUCCCCCGCUGCUAUCUGAAAUCUGGGACGUCAAUGAGUGACUACAAACCUGAUGUCACACUUUGGUUUCAUGAAGCCCGAGACAGACAGGACAUCGAGCAGGAACACUGACUCCUCUCUGCCCAUCCGGUCAGGGAUUGGUUAUAGCGUUGAGAUUUUUUUUUCUGGUGGGAGGAGAGCAUCAUUGCCCUUUGCUCUCAAACAGACUGCUAAAUGGCUUUGUGUUAAGACGGAGAACCCCGAACACCUAGUUUUCUUUGAGCGUUUUGUUCUUUUUGUGUAGAUGCUGACAUGAUUAUGGCGAUAUUAAAUACCAGCAUCAGGCUCUUUAGCCAGUUAUCUGAUCUAAUAUUUGUUGAAAGUUACAUCAAUCUCUAGUGCAGUUCUAUACUCAUCCUCUAAGAAUUAUAAUAAGAAAUCUCUGAGCAGGUCUUGGCUGUGGCUCUCUCAAACAUCAGGAUUACAGCUGCACAUUCGGUUGAAAUUGUGAUUUUUGCAGUCGUGCAAUAGGUGGAAAUGGAUACAGUUAAGCAUGAGCGGACACAUAUCCGCUAUUCACUUUAUUGAUGUUAGGCUAAAACGGUAGGCCAUCUGGUUGGUAUUGUGCAUUGUGAUAUGGCAACAAAUAGUUUGUGUUCCUUGUGGAGUAAGUGCAGAAAUCAAAAGGUUGGCGUAGUCGCUCAGGUAAAGUAAUGUGAAGUAGACCUCUGGGAAUUGGAGGUUUCUUUAAUUUCUAUUAGAUUAAUUUAGUUCUCUUCCAAGUGCAUAAGGGACCCUUUUGGUCAUUUAUAGAUGCCCAUUAACUUUGAUGUAAAUUGUAUAUUUAUUUUCACGAGACAACUAUAUAGAGUGCACACAUGAAAAGCAUCCACAAGAUUGUACAAUCACAUACUAACGCACAAGAAAGUAAACCUCUGCAGGUGACUGGGAGACCACGCCCUCAUUUACAGGAAACAGUGAUGCGACAAAUUUUUUUUUUUUUUUUGUACACGGAGCACUAGUACCUUGAAGUGGGUGGUACUAAGGUGUCUUUAAAUUCCAUGUAAAGAUUAAAUGUUGUUCAAAAAAGGAAGUCAAACUCCUCCUGUCAUGAAUAAAAACCCAUCCUGGCAAAGUUGUAUUCUGAAAUCAACAUAGAAAGGACUGCCACUAUUAACAGCUGAUCCGUCAUUAUGUGUGUGAGAGAUGUACUUUUAUUCAUUUCAUUACAAAGCAGUACAGUUAUUUUCCUAUUUGAUUUAGUUUUUUUUUUUUUUAACACAGGCAUUUGAAGGUGAGAUAUAAGCAACAUACAGGUAGUUUGAACAGGAUACAGAGAAUUUCACAUCCUUUUAUUUUUGAUAAUAUACUGUAUGAAUGGUACUGAGGAAAAGAUAACGAUAGUUGAAUAUAAGGUGGAAAACUAGCUUGAUUUAAAAGUCUUGAGUAUCUUCCUUGAAUGGGUACUCCGCACCAACAGCUUUAACUGGUCAGACUCUGGAAAACCUCGCUAAAAACUACCAAAAUCUUCACUAGCAGGAGCAGAGAACAACAGGAAAUGAGUUGAAACAUUAAAACUUCAGAGAUUUAGAUGUUUAUAUUCAUGCUGUGUUUUCCUGUGCAGUGUAAACUUGAAUUGCAUAACGGCUGAUAAAGGAAUGUCAAUGCAAAUUCAGAAUUGUGAAGUUUAAUCUCUCUUCAUACUCAUGUUGCAUCAAGAGGGCUAUAAACUGGAUUACAUGAUGCCAUUGCAGCCCGUUUUUCUGAAAUGAAAGUAGUUUCAGUGCCAGUUAAAAUCAGGCAUUAUACAUGAUUGUAUAUUUUUUUUUUUUUUUUUACCAGUUUCAGAUACAGUUUCUAAAAGGCUAUUAAUUAAUAAAAUUCUAUUUAACAGCUAACAUGUUACAUGAUUCUUCACAUGAGCACAGCUCACAGUAAAAAACACGUGGUGUCGUCCUCAGUUAUGCUGACAGGCAGGCCUAGUUCUGAUUCAAGCUGAAUUAGAUAAUCUUGUCCAAAAGCACUUUGCAAUUGAUCUUGUUUGUUUUAAUGAUUUGAAUUUCGAUGUCAGACUUUUUAAGUCUUCUGUUCUCUUACUUAAUCAACCAACGUCUCUGUAUUGCAUAAUGUUUUUGUUUAAUUGAAUGACCCGCUAUGGAUCUCCCAGAUGGUCAGACUGUGUUUUUUAUAAACAGGCCUUUUUCACAGCGGAUAUUUUUGCUCGUCACAGUAGGAAAAGUGCAUGUGUUACUAAUACCAUUUAAAAACAUGACUCUAUUCUAUUCAGACGUCCCAGUAAGCCAUGUAGACAGUCAGCCACCAUGCACAGUAACAGGACACUGAAACUGAAGCGGCUGAAAUGAAUUCAGCCAUCGUUAAUUGUGUUUUCCUACUGUGACAUGUUAAAAUGUCUGACUCCAUUGCACAGGAUGGGAGCAUGUGUCUUGGAAACCCAGUCUAAACACAUCAAAGAAAUACUGCAAUGCUUACUAAUGCAACUCUAAUAAUGGUAAAAAAAAAAAAAAAUGGAGUGAACUCCCUAGGUUGUAUUUUCAUCCUAGCUGGAUGAGCACUGGCUCAGUCUGGCCUCUUGCACCAUAAAGAUAAAAGAUUGUAAAGGGACUACACGCAGCAAGCUUCACCUAUUGGUUGGUUGAAUGAAUACAAACAAAUGGAUGUUUUCCUUCCAAGUUCUUUAUUGUUUGAACAGUUGUACAGUAUGUUCUUGAGCCUGCAGAAUUAUCACAGAAACAAUAGCAACCAGAAUGUGUUUCCUCCUCUGCCCAGCUGCUCGGAAAAACACCUGAUGAAAGGCUCCAGUUAGGUAACCGUUGCAGUUAUGCAAGACAACAUGAAGUUUAAUUCUCAACUUGAGCUUUAUUGUGUUACAUUGCCAAUUUGAGAGUUGUCUGAACUCGGUGUCGAACUUUAGAGGCACACUUUUCAUUCAGCAGGAACACAUGAAGACAGAAGUCAAUGGUGUCCUGGCAUUUUCUGACCACAUACUGCAUCACGCCUUUAACCUUCCCUCUCAGAAUCUGAUUUACUAUUUAUUGAUGCUCUAAAAAUGGGAACAUAUUUUUGUUAUUAAUUUUCUUACAUCCUUCGAACCCUUUAGUGCCGUAUUUAAUGGUUUUGUUUUUGACAAAUGGAUCAAUAUUAAAAGAAACGGGAGUGUGCAGCAUUUUGAAACCAUGCCGGCGCUUUGUUUCAGUUGGAUAUGCAAAACUUUCUUUUGGGUCCCUUUGCAACGAGAUGUGAGGUUUGCUUUUGGGUUUUGGUUUGCCGCUUUCAGGGUAUCUCUAGCCAAACAGUCACCAUCAAGUUUAAAACUAGUCUCUGUGAUACUGGGGUACAUUUUCCACCAUGUCCCAGUGGAAUCCCAUCAUUAUUUUCUCAUAGUUUGCUGAACUCUGAUCAAAUGAGCAAAAAGCAUCAAUUGUUCACUCUUAAAUCUUUGUUUCUGACUGUACAUGUUGUUUUAAUGCUGUAGCUGUCAAGUUUAAUUGUACUGUAUAUACUGUAAUUGUCAUCUCUGAUCUCAUUUAAUUCCUGUCUUCAAAGGGUGACACUGUAAACAUUAUUGAUAUAUAGAAAUGCAAACCUAUUUUAAUACUUGUAACUCCUGAAGACCUUCUGUUUUGUAUGUACAGUAUAAAUUAAAGCUAUGCUGUAGUG
Messenger RNA from Chelmon rostratus (copperband butterflyfish), 5253 nucleotides. It is a transcript of the gene nr1h3, whose product is annotated as nuclear receptor subfamily 1, group H, member 3. Gene Ontology annotation, molecular function: nuclear receptor activity; RNA polymerase II cis-regulatory region sequence-specific DNA binding; zinc ion binding. Lineage: Eukaryota; Metazoa; Chordata; Actinopteri; Chaetodontiformes; Chaetodontidae. The transcript has 10 exons. The record is from RefSeq and is a predicted model, not a curated record. Bases 243 to 1637 code for a protein of 464 amino acids. Gene Ontology annotation, biological process: negative regulation of transcription by RNA polymerase II; cell differentiation; lipid metabolic process.